AUGGGAAAGAUACCUUGUUUGCUUCUUGUUUUCAUUGUAACUCUUUCACGUUCUGUAGCUCAAAGUCAUGGCAUCAAGAACCAAGGCGAAGCACUUGACAAUCUCUACAAAGCCAAGUUUAGUAGAGAUUCCAGAAUUGAUACAGGUCCUUUCGAGGUACUUGACACGAACCAAUUUGAGGUGAUGAAUAUGCUUUUAGAUGAAUCAGAAGUUCAUCCUCGUCAAAAGGGAUCAAAGGAGAAAGAUAGAAUCAAAAUGUUGCCCGGACAACCCCGUGUCAACUUUUCACAAUACGGUGGUUAUGUUACUGUUAAUGAAUCUGCAGGUUCAGCACUGUAUUAUUAUUUUGUUGAAGCUGAUCAACAUUCAAAGGAGUCGGCAUUGCCUCUUCUUCUUUGGCUAAAUGGAGGCCCAGGUUGUUCAUCACUGGGAUAUGGGGCAAUGGAAGAGCUUGGACCAUUUCGUGUACACAGCAAUGGGAAAACUCUUUACAGAAACAAUUAUUCAUGGAAUAAGGUUGCAAAUGUUUUGUUCUUGGAGUCCCCUGCUGGUGUAGGGUUUUCAUACUCUAAUGCAACAUCGGACUCCACUUACACUAGUGGAGAUAGAGAAACAGCUGCACAAAAUUAUAUGUUCCUUGUAAAUUGGUUGGAAAGAUUUCCCGAAUACAAAGACAGAGAUUUUUACAUAGCCGGAGAGAGCUACGCGGGACACUACGUGCCUCAACUUGCAGAUAAUAUUCUUCAUUAUAAUAAGAAGGCUAAGAGGAGUGUCGUCAACCUCAAAGGAAUCAUGAUUGGAAAUUCUGUGAUCAAUGAUCAUACCGAUAUGCAAGGGAUGUAUGACUUCUUUGGAACACAUGCUAUAACUUCAAAUGAGAACUUCCGUAAAAUUCAACACUACUGUAAUUUCUCAAGUGCCGGUAGUUUAUAUAAAGAGUGCCAAGAAGCCAUGGACAAAGCAGAUACAGAUGUUAGUGUCAUUGACAUUUACAACAUCUAUGGCCCCUCAUGCUUCAACAGUAAUCUCACGUCCAAGCCAAAGAAGACAUCACCGAUGAACUUCGAUCCCUGCAGCGAUUCUUAUGUGCUGGCUUAUCUUAAUAGACCGGAUGUCCAAGAAGCCAUGCAUGCCAAUGUGACCAAACUUGCUUACGAUUGGCAACCAUGCGGUGGUUUUAACUGGGUUGAUAGUGCCUCUACUGUUCUUCCCUUGCUAAAGGAGUUCAUGGCAAAUGGACUUCGAGUAUGGGUAUUCAGCGGUGAUAUAGACGGAAGGGUGCCAGUUACUUCUUCCCAGUAUUCAAUAAACGAGAUGAACCUUACUAUUAAAACUCAAUGGCAUCCUUGGUUCUCCGAUCAAGAGGUUGGUGGGUAUGUACAAGUAUACAAAGGGGACUUGACAUUCGCAACUGUAAGAGGGGCUGGGCAUAUGGUACCAAGCAUCCAGCCUGUGAGAGCACUUUCAUUGAUCAGUCACUUCCUUUCUGGCACACCUCUCCCAUAG
Messenger RNA from Populus nigra (black poplar), 1506 nucleotides. Its product is annotated as serine carboxypeptidase-like 40. Gene Ontology annotation, biological process: proteolysis. The record is from RefSeq and is a predicted model, not a curated record. The transcript has 7 exons. Gene Ontology annotation, molecular function: serine-type carboxypeptidase activity. NCBI's taxonomy places the organism in Eukaryota, Viridiplantae, Streptophyta, Magnoliopsida, Malpighiales, Salicaceae. The coding region runs from base 1 to 1506 and encodes 501 amino acids. Gene Ontology annotation, cellular component: vacuole.